AUGUAGAAUAUAUUCCAUCAUGAUAUUAUUAAGGCUUUAAGAAUUGGUUUUGAGUUUUGCAAAAAAGGUUUAUUGGAAGAUUAAAUAUUGAAAUGCCUAUUAAGAUUAAUUAUUGGAUUUUUUGAUUUAUUGGAAGGCUUUUCUAAAGGUAAAGUGUUAACUUUAUAAACUAAUAAAUAAGUAAGAAAAAAGAAAAAAAAAGAGAAAAAAAAUGCUAAAAGAAAAACACAAUAAUAAGAGGUAGAAGAACUAAACGAUUUUAUAGAAAAAGAUGAACAAGAUGAUGAAGAAGGAGACUUUUUACCUGAUGGAUAAAAGCAAAAAAAGAAAAAGAAAAUAGAAGAAAGUUAAGAAUAAGAAUCACAAAUCUAACAUGAAAAUUAAGAAGACGAAGAUGAUGAAGAAGAUGAGGAUGAAGAUGAAGAUGAUGAUACACCUCAAUUUUAAGAAAGGAAAUAUACUUUACAGUCUGAAUUUGCGAUGUUGGCUGAUUAUUCAAUUAUUGAUAAGGUCUUGUAUUUAAUUAACGAUGAAAAAAUUCUUUACAAUUCUCCAGAAGUUAAUGAGUCUGUCUUUAAGUAUUUGAAUAAAAUUUAAACUCUUUUAUAGGCUGAAUGGUUAUUUUAUUAAGUAGACUUUUUAUGGGUAAUUUAGAGUGUACUUAGUAAUAAAGAAGUUAAUAUGAGAAUCGAGCAUAAAAAACUAGUGGAUUUUUUUAAAAAAAUAGUUAAUAAAUUAUUUGUAAAAAUUGAAGAAAAUAAACUUCUAGUAGUUGAAAUGUUAUUUAGAUUUACAGAUUUUUAACUUAAAAAUUCUAUUCUUAGUAAUUAUUAAGAUAUUGAAUCUAAAUAAAAUAAUGAAUUAAUAGAAACUGCUUUAGAAGAUGAUAAUGAUAUUUUAGAAGAAUAAAGUAAAAAAUGGACAGAAGUAGAGGAUAGAGCUUUAAUUUAUAAUUAUGAAACUUUCAAAAAUCUAGAAAAUUGUUAUGAGUAGCUGUGUUUGAUACUUAAUGGAUUUCGAUCUUAUGAUAAACAACCUUUAGAUGUCAAAAAAAGAAUUAAAUAUUUUAAAUUACAUAAAAAUAAAUUUACUGCAGAAGCUAUAUUUAAAGAUAUUUAUUAAAAUUCUAAAGUAUUACAAUAAUAUAAUUAUAAUAAUUAUAUUAUAAAAAAAAAGGUUUCUGUAGAAAAAGCAAUAUAUAAAUUAAUAAAAAUGAUUUAAAAUAAAGACGAAUAUAAAAUUAACUUUACUUUAGAUGAAUUUAAAUUAUUUAUUGAAUAAAUAUUUAUUAAUUUCAAGGAAUAUUUAUUUUAUUUUGAAGAGUUUUUUAAAAAAAAAAAAAUAUUUUAUUUUAAAACUUAAAUAAAAAAAAAGAGAAUUUCAAUAAUAUACUGA
Ichthyophthirius multifiliis is the source of this 1395-nucleotide messenger RNA. Its product is annotated as Yip1 domain protein. Gene Ontology annotation, cellular component: replication fork protection complex. Gene Ontology annotation, biological process: DNA replication checkpoint signaling; DNA repair; replication fork arrest. NCBI's taxonomy places the organism in Eukaryota, Ciliophora, Oligohymenophorea, Hymenostomatida. Gene Ontology annotation, molecular function: DNA binding. The transcript has 3 exons. The record is from RefSeq and is a predicted model, not a curated record.